AUGUUGGACGUGAUGAAUUGGCUUCUUAGUGGUACAACUUUGGAUCAGUUUCCAGUACUGGUGUCUUCAUGCGAUUUUGCUAAUGUUUGUCUGUUGAUGAGCAAUGUCGCAAGUAAAAGAAUAUAUGUUAAUGAUGGAAACGUGAUCCAAUUCACCCCAGCAGCUGGUCGGGAGAUAGGAACAGGAACAGUCCUCGAUCGUUACAUCUUUAGCUCAUCUCCCUCUCGUCGCCCUGUAUCCCCAUGUCCAACAUGUGGUGAUCGACCAAGGAGUGAUGGAGUCAUAUCUUCAUGCCUUGAAUGCUUCCUCUCUGGCGGUAAAUUAUAUCGUUUUCAAUAUGGUGUAUCGCCAGGUUUCUUUCUUGCCCAAGUGAGAGGAACGUGCACCUUUGCUCGUUCUGAUUCUCGGGAGGAUGUCCUCCUCCGCGCUGAGAUUCUUCUUGGUAACGGUUUUGGAAACUACAACCUUUUCAAGAACAACUGCGAGGAUUUUGCAAUCUACUGCAAGACGGGUUAUCUGCUCCUGAGAAAUGUGGGGAUAGGGCGCAGUGGUCAGGCAGCGUCAUUGGCUGCAGCAGCUAGCGCGUUGGCUUCAUCACCAGUUCGCCUUAUGCCUACAAGUGGUCUUGCAGCUGUUGGUUGGGGAUUUUACUGUGCUAAUCGAUUUUUUUCUGAUAUUGGAAUCCACAGGGAUGUGAUGAAAAUACCUGCAGAGAGGCUUGUUUCCACUGAUCGCCUUAGAAGUGUUUGAACCUGCAUUACUCAAAAUGGCUUCUUGGGACCAAAUCUUGAACUUAUUUAUACCUCACUAUUCUUAUCAUUCGUGAGAUACAACUUAUUCUCAAAUGCCUUGUUAUGAUUCUUUCCUUUCAAUUUGCAUCUAUGAUCUAUGUUGAAAGAACUUAUCGUGCAUCGUUUGCCGCA
Molecule: messenger RNA, 923 nt
Organism: Nicotiana attenuata
Lineage: Eukaryota; Viridiplantae; Streptophyta; Magnoliopsida; Solanales; Solanaceae
Exons: 3
Coding region: 1-750 (249 amino acids)
Source: RefSeq, a predicted model, not a curated record